Messenger RNA from Equus caballus (horse), 2549 nucleotides. Lineage: Eukaryota; Metazoa; Chordata; Mammalia; Perissodactyla; Equidae. The record is from RefSeq and is a predicted model, not a curated record.
AGGUCUUUGUCAAUACAGAGAAAUCUGUUCCUCAUAUGAGCAACACCUCUGGGGCCAGCAGGCUGGCAUAGAAUCAGGACCAUGUCCAUGGUUCUUCCCUCCAUGCUCUGUCUUGGUGAGUCUGGGAGAGAAGGGCCCAGCUAUAAAUACAAGGCUACAGGGGACAGGUCCAUCGGUUCUAGGAGGCUGAGCUGUCUCACCCGUUGUUUCCUUCCAGGGUUGUGUCUAGGCCAGAGCACUCAGGCGCAGAAAGGAACUCUCCCACCACCUCUUCUCACAGCUGUACCAGGAACUAUGGUUCCACGUGGGACUCCUGUAAUGAUCCUGUGCCGAGGGCCUGCAGAAGCUGAAGCAUACGUGCUGUCUAGAGUGAGAAGCCCUGAGCCCUUGGAUAGUGAGAAACAACUGCUGUCCAAGAAGACAAACACUUGGAGUAUCACAGGGAUGACGCCAUACUGGGCAGGAUUGUACCACUGUUCCUAUCAGAGUGGAGGCAGCUGGUCCCAGUUCAGUGACCCCCUGCAGCUGGUGAUGACUAGAGCUUAUGACAAACCCUCCCUCUCAAGCAUGACUGGUAUCAUGGCACCUUCAGGGGAGAAUGUGAAGUUGCGGUGUUUCUCAACACUCAAGUUUGAUGCAUUUAUUCUUAUGAAGAAAGAUGGAGUUCACAUCAUCCAGAACCAAAUAUCCACCCCUGAGGGUGGUGGACACCAGGCUGUGUUCCUUUUGAAUCAAGUCUCCUCCACACAAACUGGGACCUACAGAUGCUAUGGUGUCUUCAGUCGUCACCCCUAUGUGUGGUCUCACCCCAGCGACCGAUUACAGCUUUGGGUCACAGAAGCUUCUGACGAUCCCGGUCCCACGAACCCCGGACCUUCGCCUGAAUUCCCUGAUGAGAUCACCACACUGCCCACUAUGACAGGAGGAAUGAAAGGGCUGUGUCUACGCCAGAGCACUCAGGAACAGAAGGGAUCUCUCCCCCCACCUCAUAUCACAGCUCUGCCUGGAUCCAUGGUUGGAUCUAAGAAUCCUGUGACCAUCCUGUGCCGAGGGCCUGCAGAAGCUGAAGUGUACAUGAUAACUAAAGUGGGAAUCCCCGAGCCCUCGGACAGAGAGAAACAGCUGAUGUCUAAGAUGACCAACAGCUUUAGUAUCACAGACAUGACACCAGACAGGGCAGGGCUGUACCACUGUUCCUAUCAGAGUGGAGGCAGCUGGUCCCAGUUCAGUGACCCCCUGCCGCUGGUGAUGACCGGAGCUUAUGACAAACCCUCUCUCUCAAGCAUGACUGGUUCUGUGGUGGCUUCAGGGGAGAAUGUGAAGUUGCAAUGUUUCUCAACACUCAAGUUUGAUGCAUUUAUUCUUAUCAAAGAAGAUGGAUAUCGAACCAUCCAGAACCAAAUCUCCACCCACCAGGGGUAUAAACACGAGGCUUUCUUCUUCUUGUAUCAAGUCUCCUUCACACAAACUGGGACCUACAGAUGCUACGGAGUCUUCAGCCGUUACCCCCAUGUGUGGUCUCACCCAAGUGACAGAUUGCAGCUUCAGGUCAGAGCCCCAUUAGCAGAAGCUUCUGACGAUCCUGAUCCCACGAACCCUGAACCUUCACCUGAGCCUGCUGCUUGGUAUCCUUCUGCAGAGAAUCAAGUCCGGCUGAGCCUGGCUGGCCUCAUUCUCUUGGUCCUGGGGAUGCUCUUGGCUGAGGCCUGGUACAGCCGGAACAUGCCCUUCAAUGGACACAGACAACCUCCAGGAGCUCAGUACAUCUGACCAUAGAGCAGGGCUGUUCUUGCACUUGUGUGCUAACUCCUGGGGGAGACGUGGGGAUGAGAUACUUAACACUCUUUAGAAUUUAGGACAGGACAUGAUUUAAACAGAGAGACAUGCCCAUAAAGCUUACUUACGUAUAAGGUAAAGUAUAAAUUCCUAAGAUCGCUGGUAUUUGGAGGGGGAAACAUUAGUCUAAGGAUAGAAAUACUGAUUUUUUUUUCAAUAUCCUUUUUCUUGAUUUAAUGUUUAUCGAAAGCUAAUGUAAAAUUAUGAGCAUUUAUGGUGCUUUGUUUGUUUCAGGAUUGAAGGUACACAGAUGUGUGUGAUGUUAGCCAUUGUUCCUAUAUUGGGUUUGUUUUGGGGUUUUUUCUGAAAAGGAAACAUCUUUUAAAAUAUGAGACUAAACAACAGACUCACAGAGUAGUUUACUCUGACUCCAGUUACAUUGGAGUUGAUGAAGUCAUUCUGGAACUUCUAGCUCCAGUCUACUGAAGUAAAUAAUCAAUGUCCUCAGACUUCAACCAGGUGGAUACCGUGCUCUGCAGACACAUGGAGAUACAAAGUUCCAUCACUUGCCCUUUGGUCUCACCUCUGCCCCAUGAUUACACUCGCUAAGAGCUCUCUGCUACUGGCUGCUGUUCCCUUACUAAAUUUCCCUUGUUGGGGAGUCAUCUCAUCUUCUUUGCAACCACUCUAUUCUGCUGUUGUGUCACGAAAACUACUGUAGAUGACACAUGGGCCUGGCUGUGUUCCAAUAAAAUUUGUUUACAAACACUAAA